This is a messenger RNA of Nothobranchius furzeri (turquoise killifish), 3666 nucleotides long. It is a transcript of the gene fem1b, whose product is annotated as fem-1 homolog b. Gene Ontology annotation, molecular function: protein binding. Gene Ontology annotation, cellular component: nucleus; cytoplasm. The record is from RefSeq and is a predicted model, not a curated record. Lineage: Eukaryota; Metazoa; Chordata; Actinopteri; Cyprinodontiformes; Nothobranchiidae.
AGCCGAACAGGAAGGAAGUCGGAGGAGAAGAGGUGGAACACAGUCGGAGCUGUUUUUACAUUGAACUGUAACUUCCGGUUAAUCAGUUCAGGUGAAAGUACUAAGCGUAGAUAUAUAUAAUAUGUAUAUGUAUGUUAUAGAUAUAUGUAUGUAUGUAUUUACAUAUGUGGUACUAAGUGGUUCCUAAAACGUGUUCAUGUAACCAAACGAAGAACUCACAGAAUUACUGCCUUGGGUGAGAAACAAAGCUCAUCUUUAAAUUAAUCGAGGCUGGACCCAACCACUGGUCCUGUUAGCACGUUAGCUAACCGGUGUCUGCCACUUUCCGCAAGUGGUUUAAUCUUGGAUCCGUUUUAGUCGGGAAUAAGCUGGUGUUUUAUUGUCGGCUCUGUUUGGACAUUUUAAUGGGAGACGGCUUCCUUAGGAGGACUGGACCAAGGGGGCGUGAGUUGAGCAUAGAAGGGGGAUCCUGGUGGCCCGCUGGGCUCACAUGGAAUCUUUGGCCGGCUACGUCUACAAGGCAGCCAGCGAGGGUCGCGUGCUGACACUGGCCGCGCUGCUGCUAAACCACUCCGAGGCGGAGACUCGGUUCCUUCUGGGUUACGUGACCCAGCUCUCCGGCCAAAGGUCCACUCCCCUGAUCAUCGCCGCGCGGAACGGACACGACAAAGUGGUUCGGCUGUUGUUGGACCACUACAAGGUGGACACGGAACAGACUGGCACGGCCCGGUUCGACGGCUACGUUAUUGACGGUGCUACGGCACUGUGGUGUGCUGCUGGAGCGGGACACUUGGAGGUGGUGCGCCUGCUAGUGACUCAUCAUGCAAACGUCAACCACACAACCAUCACCAACUCCACCCCCCUGCGAGCGGCAUGCUUUGAUGGUCGCCUCGACAUUGUGCGCUACCUGGUGGAAAACAGCGCUGACAUCAGCAUUACGAACAAGUUCAACAACACCUGCCUGAUGAUCGCUGCCUAUAAGGGCCACGUGGAUGUGGUCCGCUUUCUGCUGCAACAAGGGGCGGACGUCAAUGCCAAGGCCCACUGCGGCGCCACAGCACUGCACUUCGCAGCCGAGGCCGGUCAUCUGGAAAUAGUCAAAGAGUUGAUGAGCUGCCAGUCGUCUCUGGUGGUGAAUGGACAUGGCAUGACCCCGCUGAAGGUGGCAGCUGAGAGCUGUAAAGCUGAUGUGGUGGAGCUGCUGCUGGCUCAUGACGACUGUGAUCCUCUCAGCCGGAUUGAAGCUUUGGAGCUGCUGGGAGCAUCUUUUGCCAAUGACAGGGAGAACUAUGAUAUUCAGAAGACCUAUGAAUACUUGCUCAUGGCCAUGAUGCAGCGCUACAGCGACCCUGACAACAUCCUCACCAAGGAGCUACUGCCACCUAUUGAAGCCUAUGGGAGCCGUGGCGAGUGUCGAACGCCGCAGCAGCUGGAGGCUAUUCGAGCGGAUCCAGAUGCUCUGCACAUGGAGGGGCUGAUGAUUCGAGAGCGUAUCCUGGGAUCAGACAACGUCGAUGUGCCGCAUCCUAUUAUCUAUCGAGGGGCCGUCUAUGCUGAUAACAUGGAGUUUGAUCAGUGCAUCAAACUGUGGCUUCAUGCUCUUCAUCUCAGGCAGAAAGGAAAUCGCAACACACACAAAGAUCUGCUUCGCUUCGCCCAGGUCUUCUCCCAGAUGGCGCACCUGAAGGAGCGCAUGUCAGCCUCAUCCGUUGAGCAGGUUUUGAGCUGCAGUGUCCUGGAGAUUCAACGCAGCAUGUCUCGAGUUCAGGCAGCAGCCGAGUCCGAACAGCCACAGGCCUUGGAAAACUACGAGUCGAAUAUUUUUACCUUCCUGUACCUGUCUUGUAUCUCCACUAAGACAACAUGCAGCGACGAGGAACGUUCCAGAAUCAACAAGCACAUUUAUGACCUCAUCCAGCUAGACCCACGGACUCGCGAGGGCUCUUCUCUGCUUCACCUGGCCAUUAGCUCCAGCACACCUGUUGAUGCUUUCCACACCAACGAUGUCUGCAGCUUUCCCAACGCCCAGGUGACCAAGCUGCUGCUGGACUGCGGUGCCCAGGUGAAUGCUGUCGAUCAUGAAGGCAACACUCCGCUCCACGUCAUAGUCCAGUACAACCGACCUAUCAGCGACUUCCUCACGCUGCAUGCCAUCAUCAUCAACCUGGUGGAGGCUGGUGCUCACACAGACAUGACCAACAAGCAGAAGAAGACUCCGCUGGACAAGAGCACCACUGGCGUGUCUGAGAUCCUGCUGAAGACCCAGAUGAAGAUGAGCCUCAAGUGUCUGGCAGCCCGUGCAGUUCGGCAGCAUCAAAUCACGUAUCACAACCAGAUCCCCAAAAGCCUGGAGGAGUUUGUGAAGUUCCACUAACAGCACUGGUGUUUGGUUUAAAGUCUCUGUGGUUUUUAUCUGAUGGUGCUUUUGGAGCCUUUUAUGUAGAAGAAUUAUUUAAUUUUCUGUUUUUAGAGACAGUUUUCAGUCAUUCUGAAGUGUGUUUCUGUCUACUGUGGGUAGCUGCAAGGACUGACGGGCUAACAGCUAGUCCUUCUCAGUAGUGAAACCCUCAGGAAGCCAUAAGAUGUUAAUUAUUUUAACUUUUACACAGAAACACACCCCAGACUACAUUUUCCCAGUAAACAGAAGCUGCCAUGGCUCCGUGUGUGUGGCUCCUAAAGCUGCCUCUGCAGCAGCCUCGGAGCUGUUCCCGUACCGACGCCACGGCCAUGCUACUUUUUUCUGCCUUAUCUACACAUCAAGUUUCCCAUUUGACUGUAGACGAAGAGAGUGCCUUUAGGGGAAAUAACAGCUAACUAAACCUGGUUAUGUGUUUUUAGGCCACAAAUCCUGCAGCACACGUCAUCUUUUAUGGCCAUUUUUGAUGGUCUUUCUUUUCUGGUUUUUAACACUCUGCUUUGGCAGGAUUGGAUGUUCAGUUCCUGCUUCCUCAGAGCAUUUAAACUUUCAAACAUGAAUUAAUGUCCUUAAAACGUGAUUUCUGAUCUGUACUAUAUGGAUCCUUGAGGGUCAAGUCUGUCUCAUUUCUGAUACGGCUCCACAGACACGUGGCUAAAUGGUUCUGGGGUUGCUUGACACCGCGUCACAGCAGCAGCUUCAGUAUGUGUUGAUGGUUAGUGCUCACCAUGUCCAGAUUUAAUACAGCCUGCUGGAGAAAUGGAAUGUGGCCAAAGCAGCACCUGAAACAUGUUGGUGCUUGCCUUCUUUACUACAGGAACUGAAAGCUGUCAGAAGCUGGGAAGGCAGGUUUCUUUUUACUUCAGAGAGGAAAAAGCUGUUGGCUUGAAGACGUUGGACCUCUCAUCCAAAAGGCUUCUUAUGUUCUGAAGAAGAGUUCCCCCCUCCAUUUGAGAACGUUUCUUUGAAUAACAAACUCCUAUGUUUUGUUUAUAUAGAAUAUUUAGAACGGUGCAAUAGUCUUGGGUCAACUUCUACAUUUAUAAAACAGCUCCAGUUGGUUUUAAGUGCUGGCUCCACCCAACACGAGGACACAAAGCUUGAAGCAUCAUAAAGGAGAAGCAGUACAGCAGCCUUCAUGAGAAGAUGCUAAAUGGUUUUCAGAAGAUCGUUUUAUUUUUCAUUCAUCAGUCUGAUGACUGAUAAGAACUCUGUUAGGGAACUUUAAAUAAAACAUUUUUCUAAUGAAA